Molecule: messenger RNA, 2687 nt
Organism: Athalia rosae (coleseed sawfly)
Lineage: Eukaryota; Metazoa; Arthropoda; Insecta; Hymenoptera; Athaliidae
Gene: ninaB
Product: carotenoid isomerooxygenase
Exons: 8
Coding region: 697-2535 (612 amino acids)
Biological process (GO): retinal metabolic process; carotene catabolic process
Molecular function (GO): carotenoid dioxygenase activity; beta-carotene 15,15'-dioxygenase activity
Source: RefSeq, a predicted model, not a curated record
AGAGUGGUUUCUAUUUCUAUGAGAGACUAGUGUAAAUUCGAUACGAUAUAUUUUAUCGUAAAAAAUAACCACAUGGAAGAAAUUCUUCCAUUCGUCCGAGUCCAGGCGGUUAGGAUCCGUUUCUUUGGUGUCUCCGAGCCUUUUUAUACAAAUAAAUACAGACGUCCAGAUUAUUCGUUGCACCACGUUUAGCGCGUUGGUUAACGAUGUGUUACGUGCACGAGUGUAGGUUUCGAAUGUGAAAACAUACGUACGUACGUGAUGUACGUGUCCCGGUUCUGUGAAACCUAAAUAGGUGAGCGUUACGAGUGCUAAGGUUUCGGUCAAACGGUCGUACGUACGUACGUACGUUACAAGGGCAUCGUUAUACAUUCGUCCUCGCGGUCGGCUCGGUGUCGGCCGUUUAAAAUCGGGUAGUGUGAAAAUUCGCCUCGUCGUUAACUCGAUAUCGGACGUGGUAAUCUAAAACAAAGUGGUGCGGUUUAGUUUUCAAUUUGAAAUCAACCUCCUGCCGUAGUUAACAAAACGAUGCCAGUUAACGCUUCGAGCUUACAAUCGUCCACCGGUCACCCGCGAGGAUACCACUACUUCUUGUUCCGCAGACCGCGUUAGCGCGCCGUGAAAAAAAGGAUCGCCUCUCCGGGGUUCGUUGGGACGAAUAAGCGAGUCUCGCAAGCGGUCAAAUUUUUCAUAAAAAUGGAUAAAAAACUGAAAGGGCGGGACGAGGAUGCGGAUCCUCGUUACUGGCCGAAUUGCGACACUUCCGUCUGGUUGAGAUCCUGCGAAGAGGAAGUUUUGGAGCCGAUAACCGGGAAGAAUUUCGGAACGUUUCCCCAUUGGCUGAACGGAGUUUUGCUGAGAAACGGACCCGGGAGUCUCAAUGUCGGUGAUUACAAUUUCGAACACUUGUUCGACAGUUCGGCGCUGCUUCACAGAUUCGCCAUAAACGAUGGGAGGGUAACGUAUCAACGGCGUUUCGUUCAGACGGACGUUUACAAGAGGAAUCGAGCCGCUCAGAGAAUUGUUUUCACGGAAUUCGGUACCAAAGCCGUUCCGGAUCCCUGCCAGUGCAUUUUUAGCAGAGUCGCGUCAAUUUUUAACAUAGAGAAAUCGAUGGCCGACAAUUCCAUGAUAUCGAUUUACCCGUUCGGCGAUGAAUUUUACGCCUUCACCGAGGCCCCUUUCAUGCACAGGAUAGACCCGGAGACGUUGGAAACCAAAGACAAGAUAUUCAUAUCCCGACACGUGGCUCUCGUUAAUCACACUUCCCACCCUCACGUAAUGAACGACGGAAGUAUUUUCAAUUUAGGUUUGAAGGUAACAGCUAGAGGAUUGGCCUACGGCGUAGUCCGUUUUUCGACCGAUCGAGAGGCCGCCGGCGACUCGGAGGACCCCGAAAAACGAUCGAUAUUCGAUCGAGCUAAGCUCGUGGCUACCGUGAACGCGAGAUGGUCUUGCAAUCCGUCUUACAUGCACAGUUUCGGCGUAACGGACAAUUACUUUGUAAUAGUGGAACAGCCCCUUUCGAUUUCGAUUUUUACGCUGGUCGCGUGUCGGCUGAAAAACGAACCGAUGUCGUCGUGCCUGAAGUGGUACGACAAGGAAAAUACUCUGAUACACCUCGUUUCGCGAAAAACUGGCACCAAAGUGAAGACUUUCGUGGCUGAGGCAUUUUUUUAUCUCCACAUAAUAAACCAGUUCGAAACGAAGGAUGGAAAGAACGUUGUGCUGGAUAUUUGCUGCUACAGGGACGCGAAAAUGCUCGACUGUAUGUACGUGGAAGUGAUGAAGAACGCGCACAAAAAUCCAAACUACGCCGAAAUGUUCCGCGGAAGGCCGCUGAGGUUCAUCUUACCGGUGGAAAGUACGUCCGACGAAAUAUCCGAGGAAAUAAAUUUGGUAGGUGGCCAAUUAUUUCGUCGAUCUGAGAAGGUCGAAAAAAACGAAGGAGACGAAGAAGCAGAAUCUUUUCCGGUCGAAACGGAAAAUUUACUCAAGAAGGGGGCUGCGGCGUACCGACUUCCGGACGGUAAUAUUUUCGUGAAACCGGAACUGCUGUGCGAUCUAGGAUGCGAAACGCCUAGAAUAAAUUCCGAAUUUAAUCUCGGCAAGGAGUAUAGAUAUUUUUACGCAAUAUCGAGCGACGUCGAUCUCGAAAUUCCGGGAACGGUUUGUAAAAAAACGAAAAAAAAGAAAAAAAAAAAAUAUCACAGAUUUCCGUUGUCAGAAACUAACGACCGAUAUUUUUUCCUAUUUCUCACCACGCGAAGCUCAUCAAGGUGGACACGGUUACCAAGACCCGGAAAAUAUGGUGCGAAAAAAAUGUUUAUCCAAGCGAGCCGAUAUUCGUACCGAACCCGGAAGGAACGCGAGAAGACGACGGUGUGGUCAUAUCCGCUCUUGUUUGGGGUGAGAAUCGAGAGACCGAAGUUGGAUUUUUGGUCCUCGACGGAACGACCUUCGAAGAAAUCGCAAGGUCGACCUUCGAAACACCUGGACCCGUUCCAAAGUGUUUGCACGGAUGGUUCGACUUGAAGAAAUAAAAUAAAGCGGAGUCAACUCUGAGCGAUUCAUACGGUUUUAGUGAUUAAAUUUUUCAUUCCGUGUUAAAUUCACGUGAGUUCGGAUACACAAUGAAACGGUCAAUUGAAAUUGGCUAAAUAAUAUACAAUUAUUCGUAUGCACGA